Messenger RNA from Cavia porcellus (domestic guinea pig), 5554 nucleotides. It is a transcript of the gene Wasf2, whose product is annotated as WASP family member 2. The transcript has 10 exons. Lineage: Eukaryota; Metazoa; Chordata; Mammalia; Rodentia; Caviidae. Gene Ontology annotation, cellular component: lamellipodium; cytoskeleton; SCAR complex. The record is from RefSeq and is a predicted model, not a curated record. Gene Ontology annotation, biological process: positive regulation of Arp2/3 complex-mediated actin nucleation; actin cytoskeleton organization. Bases 269 to 1762 code for a protein of 497 amino acids. Gene Ontology annotation, molecular function: Arp2/3 complex binding; protein kinase A regulatory subunit binding; actin binding.
GGGGCGUAGCGCGUUGAGGGGGUCCCGUGGUGUGGCUGUCCUGAGAGUCCGUCGGCUGGAGCGGACGCGGUUCGGGGACAGGGCGGGCGACCGGCCCUUCCUGUCUCUGAGAGACACUGAGCAAGGCCAGAUGAAAGAUUAAAUGCUUAAAGAAAAAGUCCUGAUCACAAGAUUUGAUGAACUGAACAGUGAAACAGUGAGCAGAGAAUGAUUCUCUGGGACCUGGUUGUUUUUCAUCAUUCAGAACAUUGCCUGAAGCAGGUCCGCCAUGCCGUUAGUAACUAGGAACAUCGAGCCAAGGCACCUGUGCCGUCAGAAGUUGCCUCGCGUUAGAAACGAGCUGGAAUGCGUGACCAACAUCGACCUGGCAAAUGUCAUCCGACAGCUGGGCAGCCUGAGUAAAAAUGCAGAGGACAUUUUUGGAGAGCUCUUUACUCAGGCAAAAACCUUUGCCUCUCGGGUAAGCUCACUUGCUGAGAGGGUCGACCGACUACAAGUUAAAGUCACUCAGCUGGAUCCUAAGGAAGAAGAAGUGUCACUACAAGGAAUCAACACCCGAAAGGCCUUCAGAAGCUCUACCAUUCAAGACCAGAAGCUUUUUGACAGAAACUCUCUCCCAGUGCCUAUCUUAGAAACCUACAAUAUUUGUGAUACUCCUCCUCCACUUAAUAAUCUUUCCCCUUACAGGGAUGAUGGAAAAGAAGCACUCAAAUUCUACACCGACCCUUCAUACUUCUUUGAUCUUUGGAAGGAGAAGAUGCUGCAGGACACCAAGGAUAUCAUGAAAGAGAAGAGAAAGCAUAGGAAAGAAAAGAAAGAUAAUCCAAAUCGAGGAAAUGUAAACCCACGUAAAAUCAAGACACGGAAAGAAGAAUGGGAGAAAAUGAAGAUGGGACAAGAAUUUGUGGAGUCCAAAGAAAAGCUGGGGCUUUCUGGGUAUUCUCCUGCGUUGGUAUACCAGAACGGCAGCAUUGGGUCUGUUGAAAACAUGGAUGCAGGCAGCUAUCCACCACCACCACAGGCAGACACUGCUUCAUCACCUUCUCCCUCCUUCUCUGAGGACAACUUGCCUCCCCCACCAGCAGAAUUCAGCUAUGCAGCAGAUAACCAAAGAGGAUCUGUUCUGACUACACCCAAAAGAUCCAGUGUGGUCAGCCCAAGCCAUCCACCACCAGCUCCUCCUCUGGGCUCUCCACCAGGUCCCAAACCUGGAUUUGCUUCACCACCAGCCCCACCACCUCCACCUCCCCUGGGGAUACCCCCUCCACCACCAGCCAUGGGAUUUGGGUCACCAGAAACCCCUCCACCACCUUCACCCCCAUCUUUUCCACCUCACCCUGAUUUUGCUGCCCCUCCACCACCUCCACCACCACCAGCAGCUGACUAUCCAACUCUACCACCACCUCCCAUGUCCCAGCCAGCUGGAGGAGUGCCUCCCCCGCCUCCUCCUCCGCCUCCUCCAGGACCCCCACCUCUUCCCUUCAGUGGUGGGGAUGGCCAGCCUGCGGCCCCCCCACCACCACUUUCUGAUGCCACCAAGCCCAAGUCUUCUUUGCCUGCUGUGAGCGAUGCCCGUAGCGACCUGCUUUCUGCCAUCCGUCAAGGCUUUCAGCUGCGCAGGGUUGAAGAGCAGCGGGAGCAAGAGAAGCAUGAUGUCGUGGGUAAUGAUGUGGCCACCAUCCUGUCACGUCGCAUUGCUGUGGAGUACAGCGACUCAGAAGAUGACUCUUCCGAGUUUGAUGAAGACGACUGGUCCGAUUAACCCUGCCUGCUGCCCACCUCCUUUUACUUUCCUUCCUGCCCACCUUCUUUGAUACCUAUCCCAGUAGUCCCAUGGGGAAGAAAAGGGAGGAAAAAAUUUCAAGGGGCCAAAGCCUUUCCUGAAGGAACCAAAGACAUAUCCAAGUGCUUCCUCCAAAUGAACAUGUUAUUUCCUCUCCCCACUGUCAGGCCCAUGGGGUUCCAUAGAGGCGAUGUUCCCUCUUCCUUUCAAUGGACUGUUCCAUAGUGAAAGGAAGAAAAAACCCCAAAGCAGAUCCCUUUGAUAGGGAGUCAUUUGGAAGUAGUGCCUUCCCUGGGAGCCAUUUUGAUCUGUGGCCUUUUCCCAAAAUCCUUGACUUUUGCUAUUUCAAAUCAUGACCCCCAUCUUCUGGUCCUUCAAGGACACAGCCAGCCUUGGGAGGACAGCAGGCUGAGUGUCCCUAAACCAGCCUGCUUUACCCCUCUGCCCCAUCCUCUGCCCUAAUCAGCAGGGCAGGGCUGCCUUUUGCUCUGCAGUCUCCCAUGCCCUUUACUCCAGGAGGCAUCAGGCUGCCAAAGAGUGCCUCGUCCUCUCUGCCCAGAAAUGAUGUCUUUCUAAAGACUGAGGUUGUUGUCUCCUUCCCUGGCUCCCUCUUACUGAGCAUGGUGUUCAAGUAUCCUUCAGAUGCUCCUCCCUUCCACCCCCCUCGGAGCCCAUAGGCCACACAGCCUAGUUUUAACCUCUGAUAUCCAUGACCAAACUAGCCCUGGCACACGGACCUGGGCCUCUGCCAGCUGCCGGCAGCAAAACUUAGAGACUUGGAAACGCAGGACUGAGAGAAUGGUAAAACUUCUUGGGUCCUGCCAUAAAGAUGCUGCAGCCUAAAGAUGGGAAGUGACUUGCACAAGGUCACACAGUUGGAUAGUGACAGAGCAAGGGCCCAGACUUGCUGAUUCCAAGUCACCUGUGUUUUCUGGGACCAAAUGAUGGGCACCUACUGGAGUCUGGGCAGAGCAAUCUUGGCUCUGUACUGCUCCAGACUUCCCAAUAGGCAGGGGUCCCAGUUGGAGGGCUUAGGCCUGUGCCAGCUCUGCCAGUGCUACUCAGACCUUUAUAGGCUCUCGUAACCCUUUGUUGCCUUCUUCCUAUCACCAGCCAGUCAUGUGGCCUAGGAGCUGAGCUUCUAGGAGACCAGAAGUAGGAAGGGGCCAGGCAGUUUUGACAGAUGCCGUUUUCAUUGCCACUGCAGCUCCUCCCCCUUUCACUUCCCCAAUUUAAGCAUAGGUUCUGCCAGCUGUAGAAACUUCAGUCCCUCAGGCUGGCAGCUGCUGCAGGUACCUGCCUGGAGGGACCUGGCAGCAUGAAGAGAGCUGAAAGGCAGAGCGAUUCAGGGUCCUCUUCUUGUCUCCCCCAUCACUGCACACAGUGAUGUUAGUGCCCUGCUUGUCUCUCUUCCCAAAGCUAAUACACAGGUGCUAUUAUUCAGGAAAAAACUGGUCAGCUCUGGCCAACAGCAAGGUUCCUUCUCUUGUGCCCUAAUGCUGAAAUCGGCUUCUCCUGACUUCUCUGGCUUUCAGAGCCUGAAACAAAGAGAAACAGGAUCUGUUUCUACCCAGCACAGCAAAUGGUUGUAGUAAUUGCCAAAGCCCUUGUAAACCCCUCCGGCUUGAGCAGAGUGUAAUCGUGGGCACUGCUGCCUGUCCUUGCUGAAUGCCCCUCUCUCCCUAUUUUCUUGAACUCGGGACAUGUGGACUGAGCCUGCAAGUGCCAGCCGGUCUUCCUGCUGUGGCUACUCCAGAAUGUGCCCUCAUCCCACUCCCCAGAUUGCCACAGGGCUUCAUGCUGAGCACCCCAGGGUUUCCCACUCGCACUUUGAACACUGAAGCUGCCUUCCUCAGAACCCUGAAAUGGCUGUUGAAGGUUCCCCGGAUGUGGCCCAGCAGAGGCUAGAGAGGCAGGUGGAGGGCACCAGCUCUCCCAAAUAGGAGUCCUGGGGCCUGGCCAGGCCAGGGUUUGGGCCUAAUGGGUUUGACUAAAUUACCCCAUCCUCCUCCUUUCCGGAAGAGGGGGAACCAGAGCCACUCUUCAUUUUACUCUGACCUUGAAGGGGGCGGUGUUGGCCUGGCUUCUGGAAUGGACAGAGUCCACCAUGGAAAGGACUGGGGGCAGGAGGAGGGAGGGAGGGGCUCUGCCUGCGGAAGGUAGGAUUAGAUCAUUAGCUCAGUGACCUCCUAGGGUUUCCAUGUGCUGUGUUCUCAUCCUACAGCUGGUUUGGUAAUGAUCUGCAAGUCCCGGAGAGCAACAGCACAGCUCUGCCUGACGCUCUCAUUAAAAUCCAUGCAGCCAAGCUCAGGCGCUUUGUAGCAGCCGGCCUUGCAAAGCAGCCUCAGCUGGGGGGGGGGGGGGGGCUGGGGACUCAGUCAGCUGAGAGGCCCUCUGGGCUCUACUUUGCAUAUGUGCACCAAAAAAAAAAAAAAAGUUCUUCUUUAAACCCAGUGCCCUUUAAGAUGGUAAAGGUAGGCAUGUGUUUUUGGAAUUGUGUAAUUGCAGAAUGUGAAAGUUUAGUGAUUAAACUGGGCCGAGGCUGAUAGAAUGGAACAAUGGCCCAUAAGGAUUCUUUAAGCACUGAAGCCAAGGAGCCACCUCCCUUCCUGAUCUGCUAGGCCCAGGGGACCUGCCCCUAGAAUGUUACGGCCCAGGGACCCAGCUUCCGAUUGACAGUGUCAGAAGUGACUUGCAGCUUUGCUUUGGUCGUGAGAUGAUUUCAUUCCAGAGGAGCGGGUUGGGGGGGCCGCUUGGAGGCUCAGAGCAGCUGGCCCAAACUCCAGCUUGCUUCCAGUGGAAGCUUGAGCGCCCUCAGAAACGACCCUGGCCAAUGUCACCGCAGAGCUGAGGCAGUGUUGUCAGGGCUAAUGUGAAAUCUCUUCCCGUGGCGCCGAUCCUCCAACUCUGCAGCGCCAGCUUGGACAGAUUGAGGUCUCUGUGGCUUUGGUGACCCUGCUUAAGCAUUCCCACCGUGUCCCUGCUCUUCUCUGCUCUGCUCUCGGAUUGCCUCCCACUACAGCCCCUCACCUGACCUCAGGGCCUGGGGAGGGAGGCAGUGCACAAGGGCAAGGCGCUUCUGCUCAGGAAAGAUGUCAGCCUUCCUGGGGGCAUGAGGCUCUGAGCUCUGCUGGGGUCCAGCUGACUUGGGACCAGAUGUUUCACAGAAAAGUGCCUCACUCUGUGCCUCCUACCUUCUUCACUUUAACAGUGCCUCAGUGAGGGCUAGGGAACAAUUCUUUUACUGUAUUAACUUUAUUCAGUUAGUUCACUUGAGAAACUAACCAAUUUUUACUUUCUGUCUAGAUUGAUGUACAUGUAGGAGAAUAAGCUGUAAUGCUCCCAAAGUGCCUUGUUUUCUCUGAUAUAAAUAUAUUUAUAAGGACAUAUUCCAGUGGGUUCUUGGAGGUGUGUGUCACAUUAGGGUUUUAGGAAGUGAGCAUAUCUGUAGUUCGUGGUAGGAAAGCCUUCUGAAAACAGGCCCCUUUUCCAAGGUUAGGAAAGGGGCUCUUCAGUUAAGAGAUCUGAGCAAUGGGGUUAAGCCAAACCCCUCAAGUUGCACUCAUCUGUCCUAUUCUUCAGACUCUCAGGAAGACAUCCAAUUAGGAAAGCCCUGCAGCUCCAAACCUGGUCUCAUUUGCUUGCCUGCCAGGCUCACAUGUGUGCCACUUUUGUACCCCAGUGACCUGAACUUCCAUGUAACUACAUAUACACACAAACCCUGAAAUGCCAACAUUUUCAAUAAUUUGAUAAAAUCUCUAUAGUCAGUCA